Messenger RNA from Aureococcus anophagefferens, 2073 nucleotides. RefSeq lists its product as hypothetical. The coding region runs from base 1 to 2073 and encodes 690 amino acids. The transcript has a single exon. The record is from RefSeq and is a predicted model, not a curated record. Gene Ontology annotation, molecular function: metal ion binding. Lineage: Eukaryota; Pelagophyceae; Pelagomonadales; Pelagomonadaceae.
AUGGGCGAGGAGGCGCCGAACGGCGCGGAGGCGCCGAAGCGCGAGCGCAAGCACUCGAACGGCGGCGACGAGCGCGGCGACCGCAAGCGCGACAAGAAGCGGUCGCGGUCGCGGUCCCGCGACCGGAAGCGGCGGGAGCGGCGGUCGCGGUCGCGGAGCCGGGACCGGCGGCGCGAGCGGCGGUCGCGGAGCCGCGGGCGGCGGCGGUCGCGGUCGCGGAGCCGCGGCCGCCGCGGCGGCGGCCGGCGGUCGCGGACGCCCGAGCCGAGCUUCCGGCCCAACUACGGGCGGCCGGACCCCUACAGCGGGAACCGCGACGACUACCGGGGCCCGCCGCCCCGCGACGACCGGGGCCCGCCCCGCUACGACGACCGCGGCGGCCCGCCGCGCGACGACCGGGGCCCGCCGCGGCCGAUGAUCCAGCGCCAGCCGACGCGGAACACGCUCGGCGACGUCUGCCGCGACUUCAUGAACGGCCGCUGCGUGCGCGGCGACCAGUGCCGCUUCAGCCACAGCGGCAUCGACCCGUCGAGUGGCCUGGCCAUCGGCGAGGAUUUAGCCGUGCCCGCGGCGCUCGCGGUCUCCGGCGCGUCCUUGCCAGCGGGCGCGAAGAUCAUGGCGCCGUCGCAGGACGGCGACCGCAUGGCCCAGCUCUUCCGCGAGGCCGGCGUGACGACCAUCGCCGAGUACAACGCGCGCCAGAAGAGCCUGGGCUUUGGGAUGACGCGCGACGAGCGCCAGCGCGUCGCGCCCAAGCCCGCCACCCAAGAAGAGAUCGACGAGAUCCUGCCCAUCCUCGAGCCGCUGCCCGAGUCCUACCGCCAGGCCAUCCUCGCCAUCCCCGGCUGCCACGGCCACAUCGACACGCGCCACAUCAAGACGAUCCUCCGGCUGAACCCGAAGCACGCGAUGGCCGCGCUCCACGAGUUCCGCGAGGCCAUGGAGGACCCCAACUCCAACAUCCGGAACAAGGGCGGCUACAUGAUGGGCGUGCUCCGCAAGUACCUCCCCGGCGAGGCCGCGAGCGGCGUCACCUACGACGGCACGGCCGUGUCCGAGCUCGAGAAGUCGAUGAUGGACACGGAGACCUUCGCGGACCCCUGGAAGCAGGUCACGGAGAACGACGCCCAGGCCAAGGCCGCCGCCGCGGCCCAGGAGCGCGAGGAGCGCGAGCGCGUCGCCAACGAGGCCAAGCUCCGCAAGAGCCCGCCGCUGCCGUCGGACGCGCUCCACGUGAAGCGGUUCAUCAAGAAGAAGAUCAAGGAGGCCGUGCGCUGCAUGCCCAACGUGCGCGAGCUCCGCGCCUGGGAGAACGUCGUCGAGACGCCCGUGACCGAGGACGCGACGUGGCACGGCGCCGACGCGGCCAAGUUCGCCGCAAUGCCGCGGUCCGGCGGAUCCCGCGCGUACGCGGACGGCGACGCGCCGUUGGCCUUCAGCCAGCUCGUCGUGCCCCGGGGCUUAGGCGUGCUCGCGCGCGUCCUCGCGGACCCGCCCCACCCGUCGCUCCACGCCGACAAGCUCACGUGCGCGGCGCACGUCGUCUACCGCUACGACGCGCGGACGGCGCUCGUCCACGAGCGCGGCGCGGUCGCGGCGCCCUUCCUGCCGCCCCACGACCGCGCCUGCAUCGUCGCCUGGCGCCGCGCGCCGCCGGCCCUCGGCGCCGCCAAGGACGCCUGGCUGCGGCUCCGCUUCACGGUGACGUCCGCCUUGGUGCCCGAGCACGCGGCGUACGGCCGGUCCGCGGCCGUCGUCCACUGCUGGCUCCUCGAGCCCGUCGACGAGGGUUCCACGAAGGUGACGACCUGGGGCUGCGAGGAGCUGCCGCUCGACUCGCCGCCCUGGCUCCUCGCGGCGGCGACGGAGGGCGCCGCGCGCGCGGGCCCCGACUUCUCGAAGCGGCUCUCCAAGUACCUCCACCUCCACGCGGGCGCGGAGCUCGAGACGGACCUGCCCGCCGCCUGGCUCGCCGAGGAGAACGAGGCCAACGCCGCGCCGGAGGUCCCGGCGGCGGCCGCGCCCGCGGCGGAGGACGCGGCCAUGGCCGACGCGGGCGAGGUCGCGGAGUGA